GAAAUGAAGGUGAACGGUGGAUUCCCACUUUGGAUUAAAAGCGACAGCGAUCUCAAUGAAUAUUAUAACAACAUGGGUGGAGACACAACCUCAGGCGGACCCAACAUAUCAGUACCUGGGCAAUUUUAUUCUGCUUCCCGAGGUCUACACUAGAAGCCCAUUUUUACGAACCGACGUCAGUCCAUCGUUGAAUUUUGGAGCCCUUGGAUCUAUAAUUGGCCGUUACAUUAUCCGCGGUUUCAGCGGCUACGGCUCGUUGUACAACUCCAAGGGAGAGGUGGACGACUGGUGGAGCCCCUCAACACGGAGAAAUUAUCGGCAGGAGACUCGCUGCUUCAGCAGCCAGAUCCAGUGGUUCACCAACCCUUUUACAGGAGAGGAAAUCAAUGGCUCCAUUCAUGAAGAUACACUGGUUUCUGACAAUGCAGCGCUAAAAUCGGCAUAUAAGGCCUACAGGGUUUACAUGACCAAGUACGAAGAAUUAUACAAGACCAUAAUCAUCGAAGGCCUCGAUUGGUACACUCAAGACCAAAUAUUUUUUAUAUCAUACGCUAUGAACUUUCCCCUUUACGUAGUCCUGCGCGUGCCAGGCCACACAGGGAGUGCCGGUAAGGAGUUGGCCCAUCAACUUGCCUGCGAGACUCUUAUCCAAGCACCGGUGGUCCCAUGGCCUUUCCCGCUCAUGGCGGACGAGGCACACUUUUACAAAACGACCCUGAAACAACACUACGCACAACUCCGAACCUCAGUGCAGACACUGCCGACACCACACCCCCAGCUAUAG
This is a messenger RNA of Ixodes scapularis (black-legged tick), 784 nucleotides long. Its product is annotated as neprilysin-11-like. The coding region runs from base 56 to 784 and encodes 242 amino acids. Gene Ontology annotation, molecular function: metalloendopeptidase activity. Gene Ontology annotation, cellular component: plasma membrane. Gene Ontology annotation, biological process: protein processing. NCBI's taxonomy places the organism in Eukaryota, Metazoa, Arthropoda, Arachnida, Ixodida, Ixodidae. The transcript has 8 exons. The record is from RefSeq and is a predicted model, not a curated record.